Molecule: messenger RNA, 909 nt
Organism: Miscanthus lutarioriparius
Lineage: Eukaryota; Viridiplantae; Streptophyta; Magnoliopsida; Poales; Poaceae
Source: the annotation of a GenBank genome assembly
AUGGAGGAUCUGUACAGCAUCCACCCGGGGAUCUCGCGCGCCGGGGCGGCGGCGGCCAGCGAGGCGUCCGGGGUCGCCGGUGGACCGGGCUCACCGCCGCCCCCGCCGCCACAGCCCCCUCCUCCGCCGCCGGCGGAUCUGACGGAGCUGGUCAAGGCGCAGAUCGCCGGGCACCCGCGCUACCCCUCCCUCCUCUCCGCCUACAUCGAGUGCCGCAAGGUGGGCGCGACGCCGGAGGUGGCCACGCUGCUGGAGGAGAUCGGCCGGGAGAGGUGCGCUGCCGCCUCCGCCGGCGGGGAGGUCGGCCUGGACCCCGAGCUCGACGAUUUCAUGGAGGCGUACUGCCGGGUGCUGGAGCGGUACAAGGAGGAGCUGUCGCGGCCGUUCGACGAGGCGGCGUCCUUCCUCAGCAGCGUCCGGACGCAGCUCAGCUCCCUCUGCGGCGGCGCCGCCUCGCUCUCUGAUGAAAUGGUGGGGUCUUCUGAGGACAAACCAUGCUCAGGAGACACAGACGCGACGGACCUGGGUCAGGAGCACAGCUCACGGUUGGCUGACCGUGAGCUCAAGGAGAUGCUGCUGAAGAAGUACAGCGGCUGUCUCAGCCGGCUGCGGUCUGAGUUCCUGAAGAAGAGGAAGAAAGGGAAGCUACCGAAGGACGCUCGGUUGGCGCUGAUGGACUGGUGGAACACGCAUUACCGCUGGCCGUACCCUACGGAAGAGGAUAAGGUGAGGCUGGCGGCAAUGACUGGGCUGGACCCGAAGCAGAUAAACAACUGGUUCAUCAACCAGCGGAAGCGGCACUGGAAGCCAUCGGAGGACAUGCGGUUCGCGCUCAUGGAGGGCGUCACCGGAGGCGGAUCAUCCUCCGGGACGACGCUGUACUUCGACACGGGCACGAUCGGGCCGUGA